CGGGUGGCCGCGCUGACGCCGCUGCGAGCCAUGGCUGUCGCCUACCUGCUGGGCAACGGGUCCGCGCCGCUCCUCGCCGGCGCCCUGGAGGUCCCGUUCGCCGCCAACGCCUCCGCCUGCCGCCCGCCCGGGCCAUCCUGCCCGGCCUGGGGCAACGCCUCGGCGGCGCUGGGCUGGAACCGCUCCGAGCCCUGCGGCAGUGGCAAUGGCAGCGCGGGCGGCGGCGGGCCCUGCGCGCCCGCGGGCGGCGGCCCCUCCGUGGUCACCGCCAUCGCCAUCAUGGCCCUCUACUCCGUGGUCUGCGUCGUGGGGCUCUUCGGCAACUUCUUGGUCAUGUAUGUCAUCGUCAGGUACACGAAAAUGAAGACUGCCACCAACAUCUAUAUUUUCAAUCUUGCAUUGGCAGAUGCCCUAGCAACAAGUACUCUGCCAUUCCAGAGUGUGAAUUACUUGAUGGGAACCUGGCCAUUCGGUACCAUCCUUUGUAAGAUUGUUAUAUCCAUAGACUACUACAAUAUGUUCACCAGUAUCUUCACGCUCUGCACCAUGAGUGUGGAUCGCUACGUGGCCGUUUGCCACCCUGUUAAGGCCCUUGAUUUCCGUACUCCCCGAAAUGCCAAAAUUGUCAAUGUCUGCAACUGGAUUCUUUCCUCUGCCAUUGGCUUGCCAGUUAUGUUCAUGGCAACUACUAAAUACAGGCAUGGCUCAAUUGACUGUACACUUACAUUCUCCCACCCUGCUUGGUACUGGGAGAACCUCCUGAAAAUCUGUGUGUUCAUCUUUGCCUUCAUCAUGCCAGUCCUGAUCAUUACCGUGUGUUACGGGCUGAUGAUUUUACGCCUGAAGAGCGUCCGCAUGUUAUCCGGCUCCAAAGAGAAGGAUAGGAACCUGCGGAGAAUCACAAGGAUGGUUCUUGUGGUGGUGGCAGUGUUUAUUGUCUGCUGGACUCCCAUCCACAUUUACGUUAUCAUUAAAGCCCUGGUCAACAUCCCAGAAACUACUUUCCAGACUGUCUCCUGGCACUUCUGUAUUGCUCUAGGGUAUACAAAUAGCUGCCUUAAUCCAGUCCUUUAUGCAUUCCUAGAUGAGAAUUUCAAAAGGUGUUUCAGAGAGUUCUGCAUCCCCACUUCCUCAACCAUUGAGCAGCAAAACUCCACCCGAGUCCGACAAAACACUCGUGACCAUGCUUCCACUGCCAACACGGUGGACAGGACUAACCAUCAGUUGGAACUUCAAGAAGCUGAAACUACUCCACUGCCGUGACAGGGUCUCCUGCUGCAUGGCUCUCAGAGCAGUUGCCACUGCCACAGUGUGCUAGUGGGAACAUGUAGGAUAUGCUUUCCCUCAAAAAAAUACCACAGAGGAAAGUGCCUGCUUUUCCAAUCUGUCAAAAAUUGCUUCUGCAGCACAUCUGCAUUGCACAUAACAGAGAUGAGAUGUAACAGAGCCAGGAGGUGCCGGGGCCUUCCCGGCUCCCGUGUUCGCGGCAGUCCUGCUUGCCAGGAGCACAUACAUUAGUCUAAAACAGAGCUGCUGUGCCUGUAGCAACCUGGCAUUCCCUUGGUAAGUCACAGUGCUGUUAAAACAGGUUGGAAACAAAAAUUCAAAGGCUAGACAACUAUAGUUUGAAAAAUAAGAUGAGCCUUUGAGGAUGGAAAAUAAUGGGAUAUGAAGUCGUAAUAGUGUUGAGUACUCUCUAUUUACUCUUAAAAUUUAGUUGUUGAGGUGUUUUCUGUGCAGGUUAUUUGCGUGCUGAAGUCUCACGAGGUCAUGUAGAAAAACGCAUUUGUAGUUCAAGAGGACUUCUCUUGCGAGGGUUGCGUGUUCUGCAGUUUCAAAGGAAAAUUUUUUUCAGUGAUCCCAUAACAAAAAAAAAAACCAACAAACCCCACAUCCACACUUCAUCUUCUCCUUCUAGUUCACAUAUAUUAAAAAAAGAUUUUAAAAUCAAAACAACGAGCUAUCACUUUUUCUAAAAGAUAUGAGUAAAUUAAAGUAUUCUACAUUGUUACUGAUUGUCAAAUGAUCCCCAAAACAGCAUAUAUUAACAUAAAUUUCAUUGUGAAUGAAAAUGUAGCUAUAAGCCUGUCAGAGCUUGCACAGGCUGAUGAUGUCUUCUCUUUCAAGUAGUUUCUCAAAUUUCAGCUGCUCUGUCAGCAGCAUUUUCAGUUUGUAAGUAAACAACAAGCACCUAUGUGAAGUACCUGGAGCAGUUAAUGCAUUAGACUUUUAAAAAAAAAAAUAAAAAUUAAAAAACAGUUUGCUAGACAUCUAUUUUUUCUUAACCAAACACAUAGUAUGUUUGCUUUUCUAGUUCACAUGAUACAGUCUGCAUCUGCAUUUUGUGUUAGCUGCUAAAACACAUUAAGAUUUCAGGAAGAAACAUUGUGCUGCAGCAAAUGCCUUCUUAGCUGUUUUCUCGUAUGAAAAUUAGAAAUACCCAUGUAGAUAAUUCGUGUUUCAAUGGUAUUUUCUAGAUGUUGUUUGUUACUUGCUUUGUAAAUAAAUCAUCAGUAGUUAACCGGGGGUAAAUGUACUUUGAUGAAUUUAAGUGUAUUCUGAAAUACAACUAUAUAGAGGAGGUUGUUUUGGGGUUUUUUUUGUCUCUUUCUUUUUGCAGCAAAAAUGUAUUUCUUAUUUUCAAUUGUUAAAGUCUGUGUAUCAAUGAGGUUAUAAUGUGAAAUUGUUUCUGCCAUAGACUGCAUAAUAAAGAUUGAAGACCAAAUCCUUGCAAGUUGUAAAUUAAAGGAUUAUUUGGGUUUCAUCA
Parus major (Great Tit) is the source of this 2767-nucleotide messenger RNA. RefSeq names its product opioid receptor mu 1 (gene OPRM1). The transcript has 4 exons. Gene Ontology annotation, cellular component: membrane; neuron projection. The record is from RefSeq and is a predicted model, not a curated record. Gene Ontology annotation, biological process: neuropeptide signaling pathway; G protein-coupled opioid receptor signaling pathway; sensory perception of pain. Bases 31 to 1263 code for a protein of 410 amino acids. Gene Ontology annotation, molecular function: G-protein beta-subunit binding; morphine receptor activity; G-protein alpha-subunit binding. Lineage: Eukaryota; Metazoa; Chordata; Aves; Passeriformes; Paridae.